This is a messenger RNA of Chiloscyllium plagiosum (whitespotted bambooshark), 1571 nucleotides long. NCBI's taxonomy places the organism in Eukaryota, Metazoa, Chordata, Chondrichthyes, Orectolobiformes, Hemiscylliidae. The record is from RefSeq and is a predicted model, not a curated record.
CCAUGAUGACUCCUAACAUCAGCUUGCAUGUCAACAACAGUGAUGACUGCUAUGGUUAUAACUGCAGGUGUUUGAUAUAUUUGGAUUACAAGACAAUGGACAUGACAAUGUUUUCUUUCUAUCUAUUCUUUCUUUUGGUAGGUCUGAUAGAAAAUAUCAUUGUCAUUUGGAUAAACUGGCGGUUGGAAGGGUCCAGGAAAGAAAGCAAUCUUUACAUUUUUAAUAUGGCUAUCGCUGACUUGUGUGCUGUUUUAUUCAUCCCAUUAAGGAUGGCAGAGACCUUUUACAAUUACCACUGGAUCUGGGGAGACUUUCUGUGUAAAUUUGAUUCCUUCAUUUAUUUUGUUACUCUGUACAGCAGCAUUUUCUUCCUGGCCUGCUUUAGCAUUGACAGAUACGUCUCACUGCGAUAUCCAUUCCAAGCCCAGGGAUCACGAGACCGUCAUAUCCGUAGGAUGGUGUGUGUGUGCAUGUGGACUGUGGCAAUACUACUAUCUGUACCACAGUUUGUGCAUUCUGAAAUUUUUGGUAUUGUGUAUAUUUAUUGCUACUUAUCUCAUGCGUUAUCGUUGUAUGUUACAAACUCUCUGACUUUAGUUCUUGGAUUUAUCAUUCCUUUGCCUAUAAUUAUACUGAGUAAUAUUUUCACUGCAAGAGCUAUGAAAAAUUCCAGUAACACAGAAAGCAUAAAAACCAGUAAAAUAAUAUAUGGUUACAUCAUAGCAUUUUUGAUAUGCUGGUUACCAUUUUACAUAAUUGUACUUCUUUCCCUACUGGAUAUCUUUCUUGACUGUAUUGUGCUCGAGUUUAUAUAUUUCUUUUAUGACAUGGUGGAGUGCCUCAGCUUUUUCCACUGUAUCGUAAAUCCCAUUCUGUACAACUUUAUACACAAAGAUUUUCGGGAUCAUUUAACAGCCAGUGUUGUGAAGUACAUGCCCAAACAAUAUGUCAAGGAGGAUGAUGAUGUUUCCAUUUCUUCAGACACCAGGCAUAUCGUGGUCAUUACAUGAUUUAAUCCUUUGACAAGCAGGAGAAAAUGAGGGGUGUUAUUGAUUUGGUCAAAAUGAUCUGCCAUUUUUUUUCUUCUAUUGCUGUUCUUAUUUCAAUGUUAUUUUUUAUGAUCCGAGUUGAUGGUAAUACUGGACAUCUCAAAUCCCAGAUUGAAACUUGGUUUGAUAGAUCACAUGUUUAAUGUUUGCAGUUGGUUCUGUGGUGGUUAAUCGCUGAAACGUAUCUGCAUGAGGUUGCAAAUAUUCUUUGAUAACAGAACGUAAGUUUAAACCACAAAAUAAAGAAAACAAACAAAGCUAUAUGUGUACACAUGCACACAAAUAAAAUUGGGAGAAAGAUCUGAAUAAAAAUAUCAGAACAAAAUUUCAACCUGAUUCCCAGUCCUGUCCUUUUACUGAUACUCAAUUCCAUAGUGAUUUUACUCCUUUCAGAACUAUUUAAGUUCUUACUGCAGUUUCUGCAGUCACAUGCUUUCUUGGAGUUAAUGCACUUAGGUCACUAUUCCAAAGUACUUUAUGACCUGUUUAAAAAAAAUUACUUUCACAGGUCUAACCCAAAUA